UUUCAAACUUACAUCUCUAUAUAAAAAGCCUCUUGCUUUGUUGUAUGCUGAACCAAGAUUAUUGUAACUCACAAGAUUUGUUAAGAGAAAAAAAAGAAAGAAGGAAAAGAGAAGUCUAGUUUGGUAAGUGAAAUGGAAGCAGGGAAAGGAACGGGGUCAUCUUCUCCUUCCAUAACUACUCAACUCUUUGGCUCUAGAGAGCCACCUUCAUCUUCUAAUGAGGUUUUAAGGGCUCUAUUAUCUCCUCAAUCUAAGGUGUCAGGAGGAAGGUAUUUUCGUCCUGGUACGGUGGCUUUACCACAGGAUUCCCUGAAUGUGCCCCAGAAUGCAAAGCCUACAACCAAUGGUAAUCAUUCUAAAGGGCAUGCAGGUGAAGUUCGAAGUGCAGAAAAUGGAAGAGUGGGUUCCACCUAUCAGGAGCAAAUAGUAGAACCAUGUCAUUUAAGUUCCUCGAUCUACUAUGGUGGCCAAGACAUAUACAUUCGAUCCCACAGUGACCAGGACUCUGGAUUGAACGAUGAUAGUGAAGAAGAUGAAUCGGGGUAUGCAUCAAGAGGAAACUGGUGGCAAGGAUCUGUCUAUUAUUGAGAGUUCACUUGCCUAUCUACGUGCAUAUCAAGGUACAUAAGGAAGAUACAGAUAGCAGUUCGAUCUGUUUCUGGCUAUAUACAUGGAACUGGACUACAGUAAUCAGACAUUGCGGACAGCACUAUAGUUAUUUGGCUCCCUUCUUCGACUUGAAGGAUGAGACUUGUUUUUUUCUUUUCUUUCUUUUUAUUCUGUUAAGCAUAUCUACUUAAGUGACUUCUUGAUAUACUAUGAUGAAUUAGAACUUGUGCUUGAAUGUCUGGUUUCUCGGCCAUAAUCAAAUAAGAUUUUAGUUCUUGCAUUAA
Gossypium raimondii (Peruvian cotton) is the source of this 893-nucleotide messenger RNA. RefSeq lists its product as uncharacterized. The transcript is spliced from 6 exons. The record is from RefSeq and is a predicted model, not a curated record. NCBI's taxonomy places the organism in Eukaryota, Viridiplantae, Streptophyta, Magnoliopsida, Malvales, Malvaceae. Bases 133 to 588 code for a protein of 151 amino acids.